AACUUUUGUCUACUUUUUCCCUUUCGCACAGGUUUCGAGUUGGCCAUCGGAGCGGAGCUUCUUGCCUUUGCAUUUCAUAGUGCUGCGGCUUUUUAGUAAGGCCCACUUUUUACAGCGAUCUCGUGCCGUGCAAAUGCAACAACCAUAAGAAUAGUGAGAGGUGACUGCGUGUAACUUUUCUACGUGUGUUUCUUUGUAUUUGGAUUAUUAUAAUUGCAAAGCGCUAAAAUACGGUAAAGACAUCCUGCUGCAGGACUGCAGUUUUGCUUCGGACAGAUUCCAAUCGUGCGAACUGUGAAGUGUUCCUUUGUUGAGUGCGUGUGUGAAUCGUAACCCAUCAAACCGCUUACAGAAAAAGGAAUCUGAAAAAUGAGUGGAACUCAAGCUGCUGCUGCCGCCGCCCCUGCGCCGGUUCUUAAGAAAGGAAUUGUGAAACAGGUCCUUUCCGGAGAUUCGUUGAUAAUCCGUGGUCAACCAAAGGGUGGUCCCCCACCAGAGAAGCAAAUAAAUUUCUCCGGUGUGAUCGCACCGAAACUUGCCCGCCGACCAACCAGCAAUUCCACGGAUGCAACGAAAGAUGAACCGUAUGCCUGGGAAGCUCGCGAGUACUUGCGCCAACGGCUGAUUGGCCAAGAGGUGUACUUCUAUGCCGAACGCCCGCCGAAUGCCAACCGUGACUAUGGCUACGUCUGUCUCGGGAAGGAUCAAGCUACCGCUGAGAACAUUGUGGAAUCGAUCAUAUCGGAAGGGCUGGUGAGUGUUCGUCGAGACGGUGUCCGUCAAACGCCUGAACUUGCCCGUUUGAUCGAGCUGGAAGAUGCAGCCAAGGCAGCUCGCAAAGGUAAAUGGAGCGAUUCGCCGCCCUCGGAACACGUGCGCAACAUAACCUGGAACAUUGAAAAUUCGAAGGCGUUCUGUGACCAAUAUUGCGGUAAGCCCAUCAAAGCCAUCAUCGAGCAUGUGCGCGAUGGAUCAACCGUGCGUGCAUUCCUGUUGCCUGGUUUCCAGCAUAUUACGCUGAUGAUGUCCGGAAUUCGAUGCCCUGGUUUCAAGCUUGAUGGUGACGGAAAACCUGACACCACAACGGAGGUGCCGUAUGCCGAGGAAGCUCGUUAUUUCGUUGAGUCGCGCCUAUUGCAACGGGAUGUAGAAAUCCGCCUUGAAUCGGUUACCAACACUAACUUCGUCGGCACGAUAAUAUUCCCGAAGGGAAACAUCGCAGAAGCAUUACUUCGAGAAGGAUUUGCUAGUUGCGUCGAAUGGAGUAUGCGUUACGUGAAGGAAGGUGUUGAGCGUCUGCGUGCUGCCGAGAAACACGCUAAAGCCAAUCGGCUGCGUCUGUGGAAGGACUAUCAACCACCGACUGCAGCAUAUAACACCAAGGACAAGGACUUUGCUGGAACGGUUACCGAAGUGUUCAAUGGCGAUGCCAUCGCAGUCAAGAUUAGCAAUACCGUCACCAAGAAAGUAUUCUUUUCACACAUUAGGCCACCACGUGAGGCAAACCGUGGUCUCACUGAGGAUGGUGCCCCUCCACCACCGCGCGCCAAGGGAUCCCGCCCAUUGUACGAUGUUCCGUGGUUGUUUGAAGCCCGCGAAUUCCUGCGCAAAAAACUUGUCGGCAAGAAGGUGAACUGUUCGUUGGAUUAUGUGUCACCGGCAAGGGAUAAUUUCCCGGAAAAGUACCACUACACCGUGACGCUGGCUGGAGUUAAUGUGGCAGAAGCCUUAGUCGCUAAGGGAUUGGCUAAUGUGAUUGUGAACCGUGAAAACAACGAUCAACGCUCACCGUUCUUCGACGAUCUGCGAGCGGCAGAGGAACAAGCUAAGAAAGGUGGUAAAGGUUUGAACGCGAAGGAUGACAUUCCGACGCAUCGUAUCAACGAUCUGACGGUGGAUCACUCGCGUAUCAAGCACCAGUACCUACCGUCGUGGCAACGUGCACUGCGUACCGAAGCAGUGGUCGAGUUCGUGGCUAGUGGCUCCCGCUUCCGAAUCUACUGUCCGAAGGAUAGUUGUCUAGUAACAUUCCUUUUGGCCGGUAUUUCCUGUCCCCGUUCGUCCCGACCUGCCAUGAAUGGUGCCCAGGCACAGGAAGGUGAACCUUUCGGUGACGAUGCGCUGCAAUUCAGCCGUGAGAGAGUUCUUCAGCGUGACGUGAGCGUGAAGAUUGAAACCACGGACAAAGCCGCUACCAGUGUGAUCGGGUGGUUGUGGACCGAAAACAACGUCAAUCUUUCGGUGGCCCUCGUCGAGGAAGGUCUUGCCACGGUUCAUUUCACCGCUGAGAAGACGGAACAUUAUCGUGCAUUGGCGGACGCGGAAAGCCGAGCCAAGGCGAAACGCAAGAAUAUCUGGAAGGAUUACGUAGAAAAGACGGAAGACGAGAACAAGGAAAACGAAGAAGAAAAGGAAGAUCCGGCUGCUCCCGCCGACCGAAAGGUCAAAUAUGAGAACGUUGUCGUCACCGAAGUUACACCCGAGAUGCACUUCUACGCUCAGCACUCCGAACAGGGCGCCAAGUUAGAGGAACUGAUGAGCAAGUUGCGCCAGGAAUUCCGAGCAAUGCCACCGGUAACGGGAGCCUACAACCCAAGACGGGGUGAUCUCUGUGCGGCGAAAUUUGCCGAAGACAACGAGUGGUACCGCGCCAAGGUGGAAAAGGUCGAGAAAGGUGGCAACGCUUCGGUCCUGUACGUUGACUACGGCAACCGCGAGACUCUUCCAACAACCCGUUUAGCAAUGCUUCCGCCUGCCUUCCUAUCGGACAAACCGUACGCGCACGAGUACUCACUGGCGCUAGUUGUUUUGCCAACGGACCCGGACGACAAAACCGAUGCAAUCAAAGCCUUUGCCCAGGAUACGCUCAACAAAACUCUGCAGCUUAACGUCGAGUAUCGCGUCAGCGGUGCCGAACACGUAACUCUCGUUGAUCCUGCUACCAAGUCAGACGUAGGUAAGGAAUUAAUUGCCGACGGUUUUCUGAUUGCCGAGAAGGGCAAGAAAGAUCGCAGACUGCAGAAGCUGAUAAACGAUUACAAGGAAGCUGAACAGUCGGCCCGUAAGAAUCGCAACGGCAUCUGGCAGUACGGUGACAGCACCGAGGAUCAGGCUGGAGAGUUCGGCCUCGGCCGCUAGACUCGGCCGGUCUAAAGAAGCGUGAAUAUAUCCCCUGCCCUUCAUGAAAAAAAACAAAACAACACACACGUACACGUAUAUAUUAACAACACUAUUUUCAAGCAAAAGCAUAUACCUACGCGUGUAGAGUGAAAACAGAUUCAACUCUUUGAGAUAUUAUUCCAGUUUAUAUUUUUUAAAGAAAACAUUACAAUCAAUACUUCCAAACAUCCACUAAGCUAGCAGAAGCGGCAGACAUGAUUAACGGAGCAACCUACAGUAACAAUAGGCGAAGCAACAAGUGAACAAUCAGGACAACUGACUGGCCUUCUCCUUUCCGACAGAGUUUCAGGCAAGUUUAGUAGCCAAUCCGUACUAAGCUGAUUAAAAAUGCUCACAUUUCAUCGCUUGACCACACACCCGUUCACAUAAGGAUAGUUAGCAGGGAAAGGAAGUGAAAUCCAUCACACAGACUCACGUACGCAAACAUCAACCACAAACAGUCUGAUUAAUAUUAAACUUCAAGCGGUGAUGCUAACAAGUACGAACCAUAGGUCGGUUUUUUGUUUUGUAUUGAUUGCAAAUUAUCGAUAUCAGAAAUGAGACGUUUCAUGUAGGAAGAAUGGAGAGAACAGCUCCGAAAAAAAUUGCAGCAAAUUGAUUUUUGUCAUUAUAUCGUCUUGUAUUUUUUUUUAUUGGUAUAGAAUCGAAACUUUAUUAAAACUUUUGAGUUUAUGGGUAAAAUAAAUUCGUAAUUUUUCGCUUCUAUUAAAAAAACGUUUUGUUUUAUCCAGUAGUAGCUUUAGAAUGCAGAAAAUGGCAUCAUCUGAAUCAACAACAGAAAAAGUAAGAAACAUGGAAACUUGUUGGUAAAACAGAAAAUAUAUAUUUAUGAAAUGUCUAAACGCAAGAUCAAAACAGGAGUUAAUAAAGCUGAAUCGUCAAGUUA
Molecule: messenger RNA, 4066 nt
Organism: Malaya genurostris
Lineage: Eukaryota; Metazoa; Arthropoda; Insecta; Diptera; Culicidae
Gene: Tudor-SN
Product: staphylococcal nuclease domain-containing protein 1
Exons: 8
Coding region: 370-3138 (922 amino acids)
Biological process (GO): regulatory ncRNA-mediated gene silencing; mRNA catabolic process
Cellular component (GO): nucleus; cytosol; RISC complex
Molecular function (GO): nuclease activity; RNA binding
Source: RefSeq, a predicted model, not a curated record